GAAUUAUAUCCAAUUGAUAAUCGUAAUCAAUUGAACCAAUUAGAAUAUUAUUGUUUGAUAUAAAUAUGUGCAAUUGCGGUUUCUCAAUCAGUAUCGGUGCAAUAAUUGUGUGACAAAAGACAACAACAAAAAUUACCAUGAGAGGUAUACUUGUUACACUGUUCAGUGUAACAGCACUGACGAGCGCUGCUGUAGUCAACCCACGAUGCCAUAAAGACCCUAGUGAAGCUGCAGCUAUCUGCAGACCUGCAGGAUCAGAAGGCGUUUUAGUUGCACACAAGAGAUGUGAUAAGUUUUACAAAUGUUCGCACGGUAAACCUGUGGCACUCGUGUGUCCUUCCAACCUUUUGUAUAACCCUGAAUUAGGAUAUUGCGACUGGCCCAACGCCGUAGACUGCGGCAACCGAGUAGUUCCUGGACAGGGAGAUCAACACGGUAACGGAAGCGUCGAGUCAGAUGAAGACAAAGAAGUGUUCGAUAAUACCGGACAUGAAGACCCCAGUCAGGCACCCGCUAUUUGCGCACGCCCAGGUUCUGACGGGGCACUAAUUGCCCACGAACACUGCACUAAAUUUUACAAAUGCUUCCAAAGCCACCCGGUUGAAAUUAAAUGUCCCUCGUCACUUUACUACAAUUAUAAAGUAAAACAAUGUGACUGGCCUCAAAAUGUCGAUUGUGGAAACCGUGUAAUUCCCAAUGAAGAAGACGAUUCUGGCAGUGGCCAUGGACCAGGAGAUGCGGGUGAUAACAAUAACAGUAGUUGCAAUUGCAAUCCCAGCGAGGCACCAGAAAUUUGCGCUAAAAACGGGUCUGAAGGAGUUCUAGUCGCUCACGAAAAAUGCAAUAAAUUUUACAAAUGUUCCCACGGCCUUCCUACUACCCAAAACUGCCCGCCGAAUCUCCUUUAUAACGCUUACCUAAAGGUUUGUGAUUGGCCUCAUAACGUACAAUGUGGCGACCGAGUUCAACCAGAACACAAUGAUUCGGAGGAUGAUAACAAAAACGAAGAUGAGGAUGUCGAGGAAGGUCAUAAUGAUCCUAGCCAGGCACCAAGUAUUUGCGCUAAGAAAGAUUCUGAUAGUAUAUUAAUUGCACAUGAGUUAUGUAAUCACUUUUACAUCUGUUUACAUGGACGACCACUCCCUAUUAAUUGCCCUCCUGGUCUUCACUUUAACCCCAAAAGCAGAAAAUGUGACUGGCCUGAAAAUGUUGAAUGUCGUGACAGGAUAAUUCCAGAAGACAAUACUAAUAUAACAGGAGUUAUUGAAGAAAAAAGGGAAAUUUAUAAUGACCCAAGUAAGGCGGCUGAAAUUUGUGCACAAUAUGAUAGUGUUCUUGUAGCUCAUGAAAAAUGUAAUCGAUUUUACCAAUGCGCUGGAGGUAGGCCAGUUGAACGUAAGUGUCCUCGUGGACUUGUAUACAACUACAAUGUCGGGCAAUGUGAUUGGAUCAGUAAUGUAGAAUGCGGUAACAGAAUCAUUGCAGAGGAAGAAGAAGAAAUAAAGGAGCCUGAACCCGAGCCGGAGAAAGAUGUUGCAGGACAUGAAGAUCCAAGCAAAGCUCCAACCAUUUGUGCCGAAGAAGAAUCCGAUGGUACUUUGGUGGCACACGAAUAUUGUAACCAGUUCUACAUAUGCUCAGCUAGAGUACCCGUUGCUCGUCCAUGUCCAAAAGGCCUUAUGUAUAAUGCCAAAAAAGAAACAUGCGAUUGGGCAGAUAGUGUGAACUGCGGCGAUAGAAUUAUUCCAAACGAUAACAUCGAAAAUUGUACCCAAGAUAAUGAUAACAAUACUGAUGACAGUAACGAUGACAAUAAUGAUGACCAUCAAGGCAAUAACGAUCCUAGCAAAGCUCCAGAAAUCUGUGCUGAGGAAGAUUCAGCUGGAGUUCUUAUUUCCCACGAAUAUUGUAAUCAAUUUUACAUUUGCGAAAAUGGCCGUCCUUUACCAAUGAAAUGUCCUAAAAAUCUCUUGUUCAAUCCCAAAAAGAACCAAUGCGACUGGGCACAGAAUGUUAACUGCAGGGGAAGAAUUCAUGUAAAAGAAGACAAUGUACAAGCUAGAAACCUUUUCCGCCGUCAAAGUGCUGGCUACGACUACCCUAGUAACGCUAGAAACGUCUGCGCCAACGAGGAAUCUGAAGAAGUUCUCGUAACUCACAAAUACUGCAACAAAUUUUACCAGUGUGCUAAUCAUGAACCCAUCCAAAGAAUUUGCCCACGUGGUCUAUACUUCAGUAGUGAAGCACAAUUCUGUGAUUGGCCAGAAAAAGUAGAUUGUGGCGACAGGAUCAUUCCCAAAGAGAGUGAAGAUGAUACGGAUAAAGAUGACAGCGAAAAGGAGGAGGAACCCGUUGGUGGCAACUAUGACGAUCCUAGCAAGGCGCCGGAAAUUUGCGCUCAGAAAGACUCCGAUAACAUACAGGUUGCUCACGAACAUUGUAAUAAAUUUUACAAAUGCGUCAACAACCGGCCUUUCCCUAUGAAAUGCCCUGAAAAUCUUUAUUACAACCCCAAAAUUGGACGAUGUGAUUGGCAAAAUAACGUUCAAUGUAAUGGUAGAAUCAAAGAAUAAGCAAUUACCAUUGUAAUUAUAGUCUAUGUCUAAAAAUUUUAUUUUAACAUGUUAGUUAAUUUUUUAGAUUUGUUAUAAGAAACAUUUAAAUUAUAUUUAUGUUUAUCUGAAAUUACUUGCCUAAAUUUUUUAGUCAGUUUAACACUUAUAAUAUCGCAGUCUCAAUUUUUACUUAUUAACGUUUCUUAACUUUUCUUUAAAAGUUUAAUUAACAAGAUAUUUAUUCAACAGUAAAUACAAUUUUAACUUGUUAUUAAUGUUCAUUCUUAGAAGUGAAUUUCUCUUUUUAUUCUGAUUCUGCUGGCGGGAUAUUUUUUGAAAACUAGUUGUGUAAUAAAACAUGUAAGAGCACAUUGUGUAAAUAUGUUUACUUUACAUUUUUCAAUAAAAAAAAUACAUUUCUUCAAA
Messenger RNA from Manduca sexta (tobacco hornworm), 2981 nucleotides. RefSeq lists its product as uncharacterized. Lineage: Eukaryota; Metazoa; Arthropoda; Insecta; Lepidoptera; Sphingidae. The transcript is spliced from 2 exons. The coding region runs from base 138 to 2573 and encodes 811 amino acids. The record is from RefSeq and is a predicted model, not a curated record. Gene Ontology annotation, molecular function: chitin binding. Gene Ontology annotation, cellular component: extracellular region.